This is a messenger RNA of Eimeria mitis, 546 nucleotides long. RefSeq lists its product as uncharacterized. Lineage: Eukaryota; Apicomplexa; Conoidasida; Eucoccidiorida; Eimeriidae. The record is from RefSeq and is a predicted model, not a curated record. The transcript is spliced from 2 exons. Bases 1 to 546 code for a protein of 181 amino acids.
AUGCGCCAGAGCAUCAAGCAGCCGCACGGCGACCUGAGCAGCAGCAGCAGCAGCAGCAGCAACAGCAGCAGCAGCAGCAGCAACUAUGGGAGCAGCAAGAACAGCAGUAGCAACAACAGCAGCAACAGUGACCGCAGCAAAGGCAGCAGCAGCAGCAACCGCAGCAGCAGCCUUAGGACCAGGAGCAGCAGCAGCAGCAGCAGCAGCAGCGACAGCAGCAGCAGCAGCGACAGCAGCAGCAGCAGCGACAGCAGCAGCAGCAGCAGGAAGGCUCACCAGAUACUCUCCGAUAACGCUGCAGCAGCAACAGCAGCAGCAACAGCAGCAGCAGCAACAGCAGCAACAGCAGCAGCAGCAGCAGAGAUGGCAUUAAGGGAAGCAUCUGCAACGAGGGCUGCAGCCCCAGGAGGAGAGCAGCAGCAGCAGCAGCAGCAGCAGCAGGCGCAGCAGCAGCAGCAAUCGCAGCAGCAGCAACAGCAACAGCAGCAGCAGCAACAGCAGCAACAGCAGCAGCAGCAAGAGAAGCAGCACUCCAAGUCUACCUGA